Scylla paramamosain (green mud crab) is the source of this 1442-nucleotide messenger RNA. RefSeq lists its product as uncharacterized. The transcript has 3 exons. NCBI's taxonomy places the organism in Eukaryota, Metazoa, Arthropoda, Malacostraca, Decapoda, Portunidae. The record is from RefSeq and is a predicted model, not a curated record. Bases 668 to 1162 code for a protein of 164 amino acids.
GAGAGAGAGAGAGAAGACUUGGGUAAGCGUGAACGAAUUACUGGUUUCACAAUGGGUAAACCGUGCCUGACACAUCGUUAUUUUCUUCAUGUAAGUGUGACGUCGGAUAUUGAUGAUACAGUUGAAAAGUGCAGUGGUCCGUGUGCUGCGUCACCUCUCAGUCGGCUGCCAGCUUAGCGGCUCGGCGGGAGUGGUUCACAUUAUGGUUGAUACAUUCAUUUAAGAGAAGCAGUCAAUUCACCACCACCAUCAACGUUCCGGGUGUCUGGCAAUGUAAUACUGCGGAAAGUCAUCCAUUAUUACCUUCAACACGAGGCGCAAUUAAAAGGCACGUGAGGAGCGCAGCACGUGAAGGAUGGCUAUUGUUGGCCCUGAACGUAAACAACGGCUCGAAAGACCUUUCCUGUUUUUAGGAAGUUUUGGGGAAUUUAACGAGCCUUCCGGCCUUGGCAGAGAACCACACUGACAUGUGGGGUCCCCCAGGGGACCAGGAUGGGUUCUCUAUGCUUCCUCCUCCUCAUUAACGACGCCCUCACUGACACCCCCCCAUCGCUGGAAGUAUGUGGACGACUGCACCUUGGGCGUCCCAGUUUCCACCAAGAACUUGGACUACUCGCCACUGCAAGCAAUUCUGGAGCGACUGUAGACGUGGACGGAGGAGAGCAGGAUGACCAUCAACCACAGCAAAACUGUGGUGAUGCAUUUCUGUACCUCCUCUGUACCAGUGCCCCCUCCCGAGCUCACAGUGGGCCCUCACCCCAUCCAGGUGGUCCAAUGUGCCAAGCUUCUCGGAGACACGGUGGACGACCAGCUGACCUGGAAGCAGCAUGUCGCCAGCACCGUAAGAUCAGCUACCUACAGGCUGUACAUGCUGCGCAGACUCAGGUCGCUGGGGACGCCGACAGAUGAGUUAAGGGGGGUGUACCUCAUCUUCAUCCUCCCCAAACUCAUGUAUGCCUCCCCAGCGUGGUCCUCCUCCCUCACACACACUCAACAGCUACAGCUAGAGAGUGUGCAGAAAAGGGCGUGCAGGGUCAUCCUUGGCCCUGCCUACACCACCUAUGAAGAAGCCCUGACCACCCUGAGUCUGUCCAGACUAUCCACUAGGCACCGAGAGGCUCUGGAGAAGUUUGGAAGGGGACUACUGCAUGCUGCCGCCUGACGCGCCUCGCCCGGUCCGUGCCACCAGACACCACAACAAGAUAACGCCCUAAAGGCGCCGUGCACGGACCAGUACAGACUUAGCGCGAUUCCCACCAUGGUGCGAGCCAUCAAUCAAUAGUCCCUUUCUAGAUUAGACUUACCUUUAAGGAUUAAUGUUAAGUAUUUCCCCACCCCCUCUGUACAUUUUCAGUUUGUUAACUGCCUAAAUAAUAAACCGUUUAUUAUUAUUAUUAUUAUUAUUACACACACACACACACACACACACACACACACACACA